Messenger RNA from Helianthus annuus (common sunflower), 940 nucleotides. RefSeq lists its product as uncharacterized. Bases 37 to 774 code for a protein of 245 amino acids. The transcript is spliced from 3 exons. NCBI's taxonomy places the organism in Eukaryota, Viridiplantae, Streptophyta, Magnoliopsida, Asterales, Asteraceae. Gene Ontology annotation, biological process: regulation of flower development. Gene Ontology annotation, molecular function: protein binding. The record is from RefSeq and is a predicted model, not a curated record. Gene Ontology annotation, cellular component: nucleus.
UUUUCAUUGCAACAUCAACUUAACUCUCCACGCGCAAUGUACGGACACACUCACAACAAUGAGACAUAUAAUUUCUCACCGGACUUUCUUCUCAUGUCGGGAUCACUGCUUCCACCGCAUAAGACCACCGAUUACCUCAUCCCUCCACCCCCUUUAAUCAUCCCUGGGUACGAGUUGGACUCAUUGUAUACAACGAGUAGCGGAGGGUAUGACUCACCGAGUUAUACCGCGAGUUUGACCAAGGAGAUUCAUAGGAGUGGAAGUAGUCAGUCCAUAGCUAGUCAGUUUAAUAACUGUAACAAUGGCUUCUUAAAUCAACAUGUUUCGUCCCCUACUGAGUUACUAGACUCAGAAGGAAGUAGUUCCACUUCAAUGAGGAGGGUUUUCAGUGCAGGAGAUAUACAGGGAAUAAAUAUGGUACAUAGUAACUUCCAUCGAUCAGAAAGUCCAUUAUCGAGUGAAAGUAACAGUAUCAUCGAAAGGAUGAACAAGGCCUGUCGGUACUCACCUGAUGAGAAAAAAGAAAGAAUCGAACGGUAUCGAAGCAAGAAAACGCAGCGUAACUUCACCAAGAAAAUCAAGUAUGUAUGUAGGAAAACAUUGGCAGAUAGUAGACCUCGUAUACGAGGUAGAUUUGCUCGAAACGAUGAAAUCUCGACAAUGGUACAUCAAUGCGCGAGUCAAGGAGGGGGAGAAGAAGGAAAUGAUUAUGAAGAUGAUGACAACUGGAUGAACAACUUUCUUGAUUCAUUCCCACCAAGUCUCAUUCCCUAAAUUUACAAACCUAUGUUUGCUUUCCAUGUAAUAGGAGAUCCCAACCUUAUUAAUUUAAUCAUGAAUAUCUAGAUGAAUGUCUAAGUGUAGAUUUUAUUAUGUAUUUGUUUAGAGUUUCUGUGGUGAUAAUCACAAGCUUCCCUCUAGUAGUAUUAUUUAUUUUUUA